Messenger RNA from Capra hircus (goat), 4543 nucleotides. It is a transcript of the gene ABLIM3, whose product is annotated as actin binding LIM protein family member 3. The coding region runs from base 357 to 2408 and encodes 683 amino acids. Lineage: Eukaryota; Metazoa; Chordata; Mammalia; Artiodactyla; Bovidae. Gene Ontology annotation, biological process: cytoskeleton organization; cilium assembly; lamellipodium assembly. The transcript has 23 exons. The record is from RefSeq and is a predicted model, not a curated record. Gene Ontology annotation, molecular function: actin filament binding. Gene Ontology annotation, cellular component: stress fiber; actin cytoskeleton.
ACCCCCUUUGGGCUCCCGAGCCGCUGGGCUGCAAUAGUCGGGGUGCGCGCCAACAGGCGCUGCCGGCCCCGCUUCUGCCCGGCAGUCAGGUCCCAGGAGCGGACGGACCCAGGCGCUCGCGUCCUCUCUGCCGCCUCCUCCUCCUUGGUCUCACCUGAGCUAUUAGCCCACUCGCCUUCAAGGCCAGAGGCCACAGCCCAGACUGAGAGGGACAGCAGAGAGAGGGCACCUGAGGAUACAGAGCUAACACUGGACUAUUUCACCCCCAGGUGAUGAGUGAAGUCGAAAGAUCGGAAGAUUUAAAAAGCAUCUGGAGUCUCCGUAUUGAAUGAAAGACCCAGUGCAAAGGCAUCAUCAUGAACACGAGCCUUCCAUAUCAGCAGAAUCCUUACAGUCCCCGGGGAAGCUCCAAUGUCAUCCAGUGCUACCGAUGUGGAGACACCUGCAAAGGGGAGGUGGUUCGUGUCCACAAUAACCACUUCCACAUCAGAUGCUUCACCUGUCAAGUGUGUGGCUGUGGCCUAGCCCAGUCGGGCUUCUUCUUUAAGAACCAGGAGUACAUCUGCACCCAGGACUACCAGCAACUCUACGGCACCCGCUGCGACAGCUGCCGGGACUUCAUCACGGGCGAGGUCAUCUCCGCGCUGGGCCGCACCUACCACCCCAAGUGCUUCGUGUGCAGCUUGUGCAAGAAGCCUUUCCCCAUUGGAGACAAGGUGACCUUCAGUGGAAAGGAAUGCUUGUGUCAGACGUGCUCCCAGUCCAUGACCAGCAGUAAGCCCAUCAAGAUCCGUGGACCGAGCCACUGCGCUGGGUGCAAGGAGGAGAUCAAGCAUGGCCAGUCGCUCCUGGCGCUGGACAAGCAGUGGCACGUCAGCUGCUUCAAAUGCCAGACCUGCAGCGUCAUCCUCACUGGGGAGUACAUCAGCAAGGAUGGCGUUCCGUACUGCGAGUCUGACUACCACUCCCAGUUUGGCAUUAAGUGUGAGACUUGUGACCGAUACAUCAGCGGCAGGGUCUUGGAGGCGGGAGGGAAGCACUACCACCCCACCUGCGCCAGAUGUGUGCGCUGCCACCAGAUGUUCACCGAGGGGGAGGAGAUGUACCUUACAGGUUCUGAGGUCUGGCACCCCAUCUGCAAGCAGGCAGCCCGGGCAGAGAAGAAGUUAAAGCAUCGGCGGACAUCUGAAACUUCCAUCUCACCCCCUGGCUCUAGCAUCGGGUCACCCAACCGAGUCAUCUGCGCUAAAGUGGAUAAUGAGAUCCUUAAUUACAAAGACCUGGCAGCUCUCCCCAAGGUUAAGUCAAUCUACGAGGUACAACGCCCUGACCUCAUUUCCUACGAGCCUCAUUCUAGAUACACGUCCGACGAGAUGCUGGAGAGGUGUGGCUAUGGAGAGUCGCUGGGAACCUUAUCUCCCUACUCCCAGGACAUCUAUGAGAACCUGGACCUCCGGCAGAGACGGGCCUCCAGCCCAGGAUACAUCGACUCCCCCACCUACAGCCGGCAGGGCAUGUCCCCCACCUUCUCCCGCUCACCUCAUCACUACUACCGCUCCGGGCCCGAGAGUGGCCGGAGCUCUCCAUACCAUAGCCAGUUAGAUGUGAGGUCCUCCACUCCGACCUCUUACCAGGCUCCCAAGCACUUUCACAUCCCAGCUGGAGAAAGUAACAUCUACCGGAAACCCCCGAUCUACAAGCGGCAUGGUGAUUUGUCGACAGCAACCAAGAGCAAAACAAGUGAAGACAUCAGCCAGGCCUCGAAGUACAGUCCAGCCUACUCACCAGACCCCUACUACGCGACGGAGUCUGAGUACUGGACCUACCACGGGUCCCCCAAAGUGCCCCGAGCCAGGAGAUUCUCAUCCGGAGGAGAGGAGGACGACUUCGACCGCAGUAUGCACAAGCUCCAGAGUGGAAUCGGCAGACUAAUUCUGAAGGAAGAGAUGAAGGCCAGGUCCAGUUCCUAUGCAGACCCCUGGACCCCGCCCCGCAGCUCCACCAGCAGCCGUGAGGCCCUGCACACAGCUGGCUACGAUGUGUCCCUAAAUGGCUCCCCUCGGUCCCACUACCUGGCCGACAGUGAUCCCCUCAUCUCUAAAUCUGCCUCCCUGCCUGCCUACAGAAGAAACGGGCUGCACAGGACACCCAGCGCAGACCUAUUCCACUACGACAGCAUGAACGCCGUCAACUGGGGCAUGCGAGAGUACAAGAUCUACCCUUAUGAACUGCUACUGGUGACCACAAGAGGGAGAAACCGACUGCCCAAGGAUGUGGACCGGACACGUUUAGAGCGCCAUCUGUCCCAGGAAGAGUUCUACCAGGUCUUUGGCAUGACCAUCUCCGAGUUUGACCGGCUGGCCCUCUGGAAGAGGAAUGAACUCAAGAAGCAAGCCCGGCUGUUCUAGGCAGAGGCUCUAUAAAUAUAUAUGCAUUUAUAUAAAGAUAUAUGUAAAAUCUCUAUACUGAAGCUCGGUAUAAUCCUCUUGUGUAAUGGGACACACUGCCUGCCAUGAGACUUGCUUUUCUGUACCGUCAGGCAAGCCCACAUCAUCAAGAUAUUUUUAUGCUCCUUACUUUCUCUUUUUUAAGUGCAAUGGGGUUUGGGAAGGAAUUUGUGGGGACUCCCAUCCUUUUACUGGGGAGCCUUUUUAUACUGAAACAUCUAUCCUGACUUGAGUCCCCCAAGGUCCAACUCUCUUUCCUAAAAGAGGUGCCUGAAGGAGUCUCUCUUCUCUCUGCUUCUCGGCUCUUUCCCCCAAUCUCCAGGGAGGAUGCUGACUGUGCAGGUUUCACACUUCACUGGCCCCAGAGGGGCCCUUCUAAAGGUGGAUCCACAGCGUUCUCCCCAAGUUACUGAACACCUUUGAGAGCCCUGAAGAAUUCCCCCACCACCCCAUUAGGACCUCAGUGCUGUCUGGGGGUGAUGCAGCUAGAAAUUGGGUUUCACAUCUAUUCGUUACAGAAAUAAACAAAUGGAUAGGGCCUUGGCCUCUCCUCGCCUCUUCAAUCCUCCUUCUAUCCUUAAUCCUCACCUCUCUAAUCCUCCUUCUAUCCUUAAUCCUCACCUCUCUCUAGUCCAAGUCUAUGACUCAUGGUAGGAAAAGAAAAAGCACUUCCCUUUUCUGCAUCAUUACUUCCCAUGGCCCCGUGCCUGGCCCCUACGUGAAGAACCCAAGGGAGAAAGUGGGAGCCGGGAGCAGGAGACAGCAGGACGCCGUUAGUGCCAGGGCUGCAGGACCCCUGGGGACCCUCCCUCAUUGCUCCCAGAACUUCCGGACCCUCCACCUUAGGAGGAGAGGCCCAUUUUUGCAGCCUGUAUUUUUCAGCCUUACUACAAUCUAUGUGCCUGACAACUCGCCACAGGGCUAAUGUUCCCACCACGGCUCCAACCGAACAACUAGACAGACAACCUCUAACACACCCCUCCAAAGGUAAUACAGACCACGUCCUAAAGGAAGCUUCCUGGCCUAUGUUGUCUGGUCUCUGGGUUGGUAGAGCAGCCCAGCCACACCCCCACCAGUCCUUGGCUCCCACUGCAAAGGUGGCCACGCUUCACGGGGGAAACUUUUGAAGAAUGACUGCUUAUGAGAUUCCAAAUGGAGCACUGGCCAACGUCACUCAUGGUCAUCCUGAUUUCCCCAGUGGCUGCCUUUCCUGCCUCCUUGCCUUCUGGAACAGGGAUGAAAGCUUAACCAUCUCUCCUCCCCUCCCCAAAUCUGCAACCAUGAGUUGGUGAUGGUGAGGUCUGUUCCUUCCUGGAGAUGGCUUGAGUCAGACGGCGAAGGAAGGAUAAAGAAGUGGAAAUGAGUUAUGACUCUCAAGAGGUUAUGUGUUGUGGCAAAUGUAGAACUGACUUCAACUCAACAAAUCCUCACUGAGCACCUACCUGCUGAUGCUGAGCACCUGCUGUAUACUGAGCACUUAAUGUGGGAGGGCAAUGGGAAUACUAGAAUCAUCAACCUGGGGCCCAAUCUCAGGGGCAUGCCUACUAAAAAUGGGUGUCAUAAGGCAUGUACUCAAACAUGACAGAUGUGAGGCAGAAAGUGAUAGGAGACAGCAUGAGAAAGUGUGUGUGACGUUACUAAGAAAGCAGAUGCAGCUGGUGCAGACCAAGGACAGCUUUCUGGAAGAGACUGCAUCUAAGCGAAGUUCAGGAAGGUGAAGGAGACUGAAGGGAGGAGACUGUAACCUGAAAGGGUGAUAGGAUGAAGGGCCAGAAGGGAGGUCUAAUAUAUCCUCAUUUAAAAUGUCCACCCUUUCUGCAUCUUCUCUUUUUGGCCAAUGUCUUUCAACUGUCCUGACCCUUUUAGAAAAGUCCCCAGCCAGACACAAUCAUUGAAACUGCCUCAUUAUCGCUGGUUAAGAACUUGGAGAGAUUGAAGGGCUUUGUUAUUGUUGUUGAAUAUCUUUGUUUCCCAUAAAUGCACAUAAUUUCAACCCAGACUCGUGUCCUUCUGUCGUUUCUCAUGUGAGUGGAAAUGAGUGACAUGGGGAGAGGCUGAACCAUGCACAUUUUUCAAAAUAAAACUAUCAAAGAGAA